Molecule: messenger RNA, 877 nt
Organism: Phanerochaete carnosa HHB-10118-sp
Lineage: Eukaryota; Fungi; Basidiomycota; Agaricomycetes; Polyporales; Phanerochaetaceae
Exons: 5
Coding region: 143-748 (201 amino acids)
Source: RefSeq, a predicted model, not a curated record
UCGCUGGUAGAUUGUUGUAGCUGCUAUAUUUACCUGCGUAUUCUUCAGAUCAUCAGUUCCGUUCCCCUUGCUGCUGCCACGACAGUUACGAGCAGUCCCGGGCUUACUAUAAAUUCGCGCUUUCACUCUGUUCGACGUAGCAAUGGCGGAUACUAUCAGUAAGUGGUCGCCGGGUUCCUCCUACGGUCCCGUCUUGUCCCAGACGGACUUAUACCUCUUGAACACUGACCUCGAGAUCAAUCCUGUCCUCACGAACAGUAAUCCGGGCUUCCAGCUACUCUUCAAUCUUAAUACUGGACAAACCAGCGGUUUCAAUGCGGAUGCGCGCGACCGAGACCUCCCUUUUUCUGCGAAAGAAGAACCGGCAACUUUGCCCCGUGUAUCCGAGAUUAUCAUCAUCACGGAGUAUACCCCUUGGUGCACAGUCGUGAAGAACCCUAACGGAGUCGCGAUGGGUGACAUAUGCUCGGCGAUCUGGAAAGAUUACACGGAGAAUAUGGUGACAGACAAGGAGUUCGAGUCUUUGGCCCCGCGAGUACAAGACCAAGUGCGGCGGCAUGCGGCGGCAAGUGCGAAUAACGGCAUGUUUUCGUACUUCUCACCCGCCCAGCUUCCAACCCGCUUCAGGCGCGUCGACUGGCUGAGAGACAAGGUGUUCUUCGAGAAGCUCGCACGGAGAGACCCCUAUGCCAAAGCUCGACUCGGUUUCUCGGCUCCAAAUAUCUUUGUUAUGCUCCUCAACUCCUGAGACAGUGUAUUUUAUCAUGAUUACUGUACGCAACAAUUGUUACUCAAACCAUCGUGUACCUAUGCUCUGUACUUUGUAUUUCCUAUGAUACUGGCACCGGCGCCACCAGGCGCGCCCGGCCCGAUGUUG